This is a messenger RNA of Sclerotinia sclerotiorum 1980 UF-70, 114 nucleotides long. RefSeq lists its product as hypothetical. The coding region runs from base 1 to 114 and encodes 37 amino acids. The record is from RefSeq and is a predicted model, not a curated record. The transcript has a single exon. NCBI's taxonomy places the organism in Eukaryota, Fungi, Ascomycota, Leotiomycetes, Helotiales, Sclerotiniaceae.
AUGUGUAUUGUGGAUUACAUGUUCUCCAAGACUCACAUUAGGGAGGAAAGACCAAGCAGCGACAGAAAGGAGAUUAUUGGUAGACAUCUCUCAGAACUCUACCUCCUCCAAUAG